Messenger RNA from Gasterosteus aculeatus aculeatus (three-spined stickleback), 1736 nucleotides. It is a transcript of the gene oxsm, whose product is annotated as 3-oxoacyl-ACP synthase, mitochondrial. The record is from RefSeq and is a predicted model, not a curated record. Lineage: Eukaryota; Metazoa; Chordata; Actinopteri; Perciformes; Gasterosteidae. Gene Ontology annotation, molecular function: 3-oxoacyl-[acyl-carrier-protein] synthase activity. Gene Ontology annotation, biological process: fatty acid biosynthetic process. Gene Ontology annotation, cellular component: mitochondrion.
CUAAGACUCGCAACAGACCCGUCCAAGGAUGUUUGUUUGUUUUGUUUCGUGAAUGUGAUGAGUUUAAUCAAUUUGCAAACAAUCCUCGGCCCAGUAAGUAACACGCUUAAGUCCGGAGCUACAAUCAAGGUGAGUACAGUUAUAACGUCAGACAUAACGGCAUGUGGGCUCUAUCGCUCUCCUGCUGCACUAUGCUCCAGCUGAGGACACACAACGUGAGGACAUUUCUUCAAAAGGCCGUCUGUGUUUGUCCAAACCAAGACUCCAGACACUGCAGCUCUGCAAAGCACAAAAGGAGGGUUGUUAUAACUGGGAUAGGGUUAGUGUGUCCUCUGGGCACAGGGACUGUCCUAACCUGGGACCGCCUCAUUAAAGGACACAGUGGGAUCGUUGCUCUUCCCUCUGAGGACUACAAGUCCAUCCCCUGCAAAGUGGCAGCGCUGGUGCCCAGAGGAAACGACCACGGCCAGUUUGAGGAGGAGCGGUUCGCGUCCCGUGGGGAGAUCGGCAGCAUGUCCUCCGCCACCGUGAUGGCUCUCGGAGCUGCUCAGCUGGCCCUGGAGGACUCGGGCUGGCACCCCGAAACCCCGGAGGAACAAGUCAACACCGGGGUGGCCGUCGGCAUGGGCAUGGUGUCCCUGGAUGAAAUCGCUCGCACCUCGGCGGCCUUCCGAGAGAAGGGCUACAAAAAAGUCAGUCCCUUCUUCGUGCCGCGCAUCCUUGUCAACAUGGCUGCUGGGCACAUAAGCAUCAGACACAAACUGAAGGGUCCCAACCACGCGGUGUCCACGGCGUGCACCACGGGUGCCCACGCCGUAGGCGAUGCCGCCAGGUUCAUCGCCCACGGCGAUGCGGCCGCUAUGCUCUCGGGGGGAACAGAAUCCUGCGUGGGGCCUCUGUCGGUCGCCGGCUUCGCCAGGGCCCGGGCCCUCGCCACCAAAUGGAACGACGACCCCGCCCAGGCGUCGAGGCCCUUUCACCCGGAGCGAGAGGGAUUCGUGAUGGGCGAAGGCGCGGCGGUGCUCCUCCUGGAGGAGCGUGACCACGCGGUGAAACGAGGGGCCAGGAUCUACGCGGAGAUCCUGGGUUAUGGGCUCUCUGGAGAUGCCAGUCACAUCACUGCACCCACUGCGGAUGGAGAUGGAGCAUUCAGAUGCAUGUCUGCGGCCCUCAGAGAUGCCGGCGUCUCGCCGGCUGACGUGACGUACGUGAACGCUCACGCCACCUCCACGCCCUUGGGAGACGCGGCGGAAAACGCCGCCAUCAAGAGGCUCUUCCGGCAUGCGGCCCAGAACCUGGCCGUCUCCUCCACCAAGGGGGCCACCGGACACCUGCUCGGGGCCGCGGGGGCCCUGGAGGCAGCCUUCACCGCCCUGGCCUGCUACCACGGGGUCCUGCCCCCGACCCUCAACCUGGACCGGACCGAGCCGGAGUUCGACUUGAACUACGUCCCCCGCGCGGCACAGCCGUGGGACGCUCGGGGCCGGCGCGUCGCCCUCACCAACUCGUUCGGAUUCGGCGGCACCAACGCGUCGCUGUGCAUCAGCAGCAUCUGAUGACACAAUUGUUUAUUGUGGCGUCAUGGAGUUUCCAUGAGCAUCAUCGCUUCUUCUGCUAGUUGGUUUGUGCGUUCUCAUGAACUGAUUCAAGGAAAAUGUCAGUGACAGAAUAAAAGCAUUGAAUCCUUGUUUAAAAUGUAUAAUUGUGUGUAAAAUGUAUUUAGGUGACUUUGUGAA